GAGAGAGAGAAAAAAGUGAAAAAAAACUCAAUUUGCAACUCUGUCUUCAUCUUCUCUCUCUCAUGCCAUUUUCACACACAAAGGAGAAAAAAGAAGAAGAAGAGAGAACAACUUUGAUGAACUGCAUAAGGCAUUCAAUAAAGCAAACAAACUAAUGUCGGUUCUUUAAUCUCUUUAUUAUUCUUCCUUUCUUCACCUCCUUAUCUUCCAUUUUCACUCUGUUUUCAUUUUCUCAAUCUCAAAAAAUGGAUUGCCAAAUCUGAAGAGGAUCCACAUUUAUUAUCUUGGAAUCAAAGUUUCAUAAGUUGAUUGUUCAUCUCUGUGCUCUCCAGAAGAAUUAGUGUGUGCUGCAGAAUAGUAAUUCACCAUGAACUGGAAUCAGCAAACGGAAAUUUAUUACACAAAUGGUGCUGUGCCUUAUAAUUCAAUUGGAAGUUUUAUGGAUUUCUUUGGAGGUGUUACAUAUGACCAUGUUAAUUAUAUAUUUGCCGAUCCUCCCUAUGCUCAGGAGAGUUUAUAUCCAUCCAUCAGCACCAAUCCAUACAAAUUUGGUUAUUCUGAAGCAGGUAGUUUCUCGUAUUACGAUUAUGAUCAUGAAUAUGUGGUGAAUGAUCAUGUAUCUGGAAUCGAGGAGCAUGAUAGACAUUUAGAAAACCCUUCAACUGCCACUGUAAAUGUAGCUGCAAAUGUGCAUAGAGAGGAAAUUUCAGGCUCCAAUUCACUCACUAAUUCUGUGGAAUGUCCCAGGGGUCAAAUUAAUACUCGUGACAGUGAGGUUGUUUGGCACGAUAGUAUCGACCCUGACAACAUGACCUAUGAGGAAUUACUUGAGUUGGGGGAGGCUGUUGGAACUCAAAGCAGAGGCCUUUCCCAAGAUCAAAUCUCCUCGCUUCCAGUCACAAAGUUUAAGUGUGGCUUUUUCUCAAGAAAGAAAUCAAGAAAGGAAAGGUGUGUGAUCUGCCAGAUGGAAUACAAACGAAAGGAUCGGCAGGUCACGCUUCCUUGCAAACAUGUCUAUCAUUCUGGUUGUGGAAGCAGAUGGCUAAGUAUCAACAAAGCUUGCCCAAUUUGCUACUCAGAAGUGGUGAUCAAUACAUCAAAGCGGUGAAGCAAAUAAUAAGCACCGAUGGGGACUGAAAUCAUAUUUUUCUUCUUGGUCAAAGCAUUUUCCCUUUCUAUUUUCGUUAUAGAAUCUUAUAUUUCCUGUUCCUUGUGUUACAUUAGAGAAAUAGUUUAGUGGUAAAUAAGAACAUAAAGAAACACCACAUUCGUUAACGAUGGAGCUUUGUACCACGUGUUCUGUUUUACAUAUUUAGCCUUGAUCUCAAAACUUUGUCACAGAAAGGAUUUCUAGUUUUACUUUUUA
Solanum tuberosum (potato) is the source of this 1366-nucleotide messenger RNA. Its product is annotated as E3 ubiquitin ligase BIG BROTHER-like. Bases 368 to 1108 code for a protein of 246 amino acids. The transcript has 9 exons. Gene Ontology annotation, biological process: floral organ development; negative regulation of organ growth; protein ubiquitination. The record is from RefSeq and is a predicted model, not a curated record. Gene Ontology annotation, molecular function: ubiquitin-protein transferase activity; ubiquitin conjugating enzyme binding. Lineage: Eukaryota; Viridiplantae; Streptophyta; Magnoliopsida; Solanales; Solanaceae.